AUCACCCAGUAGUGCUAUCUGCAGGGUUAGCUCCAGGUACUUGAGUUACGACUCUGGAGAGCAAUCGGAUGACCCCUGGUCUCCCUCUGACGUCUCGUGGCGGGAGGAGGAGCAGGAGUCGCUUCGGCGAUCGCUCCGCUCCCUACAGACCCAGCUGGCCAAUGAACGUGCUCGGAGGGAGGGGGCAGAGCGAGAUGCAGACCACCUAGCCAAUGAGAAUGUGGCACUGGAGCAGCGCCUGGGAAUGAUGGAGGGGUGUCAGGCCAGACUAGCGGAGCUGGAGUGUGAGGCUGAGGAGCUUCGUCAGCUUUGGAGAGCCGACUAUGGCACCAAAGCUUUGAGGUCAAGGGUCAGCCUAACCAUGCUGCCCAAUGCCCUCUUCUUCCCCCUGAACCAGGAGAGGGGGACGGAGGCGGAUGGAGAGAGCGAGGGAGACCUUAUGGAGGUCAGCUACCUUUCCAAGGUGAAAGGUUGUGGCGUCCUAAAGCACUGCAACAGCGAGAAGCAGCUUAGGUCAACGAGGGGUGAGGGGUCAGACGUAGACGAGAGUCAUGACCACGAGCGUUCGUGCGUCCGCCGUUCAGAGGUGGUGAAGCAGCGUGGGAUCUCCCUCCUCAACGAGGUUGACGCUCAGUACAGCGCCCUGCAGAUCAAAUAUGACGCACUGCUGCAGCGCUGCCACCAGGGGGAGCCGGACCCGAGCCAGCAGCACAGACAAAAGGAGGUCCAAAAGCCCAGCGGAGACCCCUUGGUCUGCCCACGAAGCCCAGCCUCCCUCCGCCAGGUUGCAGGCACAGACAUGGAGGGCCUGGAGGAUGAACUUCACCAGCCUGAGUACAAGGCCCUGUUCAAGGAGAUCUUUAUGUGCAUCCAGAAAACCAAAGAGGACCUGAUUGAGAACAGGGGUCAAUCUUGGCAGCUGCAGUAGCAAUACUUUCGCAAAUAAACAUAGAAAAAUGGGUUUGUGCUGAACAAGCUAUUUUUAUGCUCCAAUUGGAGGUGGGACAUACUAUAUGUGCUAGCUACUAAACAAGCAAAGCACCAUACUCAAACAAUUUCAGACUUGUUUAAAAGUUUGCCUGGGAACUGCUGUGUUAUAUCUGGUAGAAGUGAAGAUGAAUUGAUAACCUUCUCAAAGGGCUCAUUGCUAUCUAUGGUCAUUGGAGCAGCUAGAGAAAGGCAAGAUACACCAGCUCUUAUGCAUGGAAACAACAGUGCCUAACGUUCACUCUAUAAUACAUCAUUCUGCCUCAAUCACCCAGGCCUACCUGAGCCAGUUGCUUAGCAUCUAAGGGCAACUUUACUGUACACUGAGAAACCAAGGACCUCUGGAAACUAUUUCUGUGGACUAGCUCUUUUCAAUGGUACCUCUAUGCAUAUCCUUUUAAAGUGACUUGUCUGAGCCUGAUGGUCCAAACGGGAACUUUUUACCAUCUUUGUGUGCCUAGAAAUGACACUGUUUCCUACUCUUGGUAAUGAGUUACCUUGCAAGGCGAUGUGUGAAGGCAAUCUGAAUUUUAAAAAGGGAGAGCUUGUUAUCGCUUUUGUUCAAUGCAGCUAUACAAUAAUCAUCAACGCAUCUUCAACUGCAGCUAUGAAAUAUUUGGCCUAGAUCUUUGUCAUUAUUAAAAGUUUCUGAAUAUCUUACCAGAACAAAAACCUGAUAUUUUUUGGUGCUCAUGUAAGGUCCAAGAUAAACUAUAAUUUCUACAAGCAAGGUCAUAAUUUCCGGAACUCUAUCUUUCACAAUUGUACUGUAUGUCUUCAAAAGAUUUUGCCUGAUCCCGAAGUUUAAAAACGAAUGUAAUUGGGAAGAAGACUGAGUUGUUAAUGAAUAAUGUAGUAGCUAGUGAUAAUCUACUGAGGAUAUACCAAAACUCGGCUAUGUACUGUACGGUGCUAUGAUAUUGAUGUGCUUUACGAAUACAAUGACAGACAAUGUAGACAUUUCAUAAGUGCUGUUCCGAUUCUUUGUCAAAAACUGUCUGGUUAAUUGUUUUUUUUAACUCAUGCUAUCCUAAUUGUUCAUGAUAGCCACAUCCUUAGUUGACGUCACUGUAAAAUCACAUUUUAUUGAGAUACACUUAAGACUUGCACAGGGAUCGUUGUUAUUUUCUGACACUUUAUGUAGCUAGCCACUGUACUGUAUAAUAAGUGCUAUUAGUAGUUCCUGUUCAUUGUAUUAGACACCAAAAUAAUGUGAAAUGUAUGUGUAAUCUUUGAUAAAUGCAAACUCUGAGAGGA
This is a messenger RNA of Coregonus clupeaformis (lake whitefish), 2244 nucleotides long. Its product is annotated as cerebellar degeneration-related protein 2-like. The record is from RefSeq and is a predicted model, not a curated record. The annotation marks the transcript as partial. Lineage: Eukaryota; Metazoa; Chordata; Actinopteri; Salmoniformes; Salmonidae. The transcript has 3 exons.